AUGCUGCAGCCCAGGUUGCUGACGCCCCUACGGGCACUGGAAAGGGUCAUUGGUCCCUCCGUCCGGUCAACGACGCAACACCUCUACCAGCCACAACAAUCACUCCUGCAGCGGACGCUCUCGGCGCCAUCGGCGCUCACGAAAACCACACCCUCCUUCUCCCGCCCGCUCUUCCCCUUCUCCCAAGUGCGACACGCCUCACACGCCGCCCAAGGAACAGCCAAUAAGCACUCGCGCGACCCGGCCGGCAAGCGUCUCGGCGCGAAACGCACAGGCGGCGAGUACGUCGUUCCGGGAUGCAUCAUCUUCCGGCAGCGCGGGUCGAAGUGGUUCCCGGGAGAAAACUGCGCCAUGGGCCGCGACCACACGAUCUACGCGACCCAGCCCGGCUAUGUGCGAUAUUACCUCGAUCCCCUGCAGCACCCGGACCGGCGAUAUAUUGGGAUUGUCUUUGAGAAGGACGGCAAGCUGCCGCAUCCGCGCAAUGCGCCCACCCGCCGCAAGUUGAACAUGGUCGCUGUGCCGCGUGCCGAACGUGCUGCGGCUCAGUCUGACCUGGUUGCCUCUGUCGAUGAGAAUGGUGUCCAAGUUGCGGACGUCGAUGCUGCCCAUGCCGAGCAGGGGCCGCAGCUGCGGCCUGGGUAUAUGUACCGUGAGGCCAAUUGGCAGAUCGGUCGUGUGGCCGAGAAGGCUGGUGUCAAGCCCAAGGUGUAUAAGGUCCGAAACCGAUGGCUCGCGUGGAGGAUGCGUGUGGCUCGCACUCAGCGGGUUGCCCAGAUGAAGAGUUUGAAGAGCAAAAAGGCGGGCAAGAAGAACAAAUAA
This is a messenger RNA of Penicillium alfredii, 822 nucleotides long. RefSeq names its product mitochondrial 54S ribosomal protein bL27m. NCBI's taxonomy places the organism in Eukaryota, Fungi, Ascomycota, Eurotiomycetes, Eurotiales, Aspergillaceae. The transcript has a single exon. Gene Ontology annotation, biological process: translation. The record is from RefSeq and is a predicted model, not a curated record. Gene Ontology annotation, molecular function: structural constituent of ribosome. Bases 1 to 822 code for a protein of 273 amino acids. Gene Ontology annotation, cellular component: mitochondrial large ribosomal subunit; ribosome.